AUGAUGGACAAUAAUGGUGGUGGCUUCUGUGAGGCGGAAACAACUAUUCCGGUAAGCCACCAGUUCCAACCACCUCUUGGAAGCACAACAAACAGCUUUAACGAUGAUCUUAAGCUACCAACAAUGGAGGAUUUCUCUGUUUUCCCUUCUGUUAUCUCUCUCCCUAACUCAGAACCUCAGGACCAAAGCAACAACAACAACCAUAUGAUCAACCAGAUGAUUCAAGACUCAAAUUGGGGUGUUUCUGCAGACAACUCUGGAUUCUUCAUGAACACUUCUGAUCCAAACACAGCAUCAACUCAACAAAUUCCUGAUCUUCUCAGCCUCUUGCAUUUGCCUAGAUGCUCAAUCCCAUUACCAAGCUCGAACGUAUCGGACUUAAUGUCGGGUUCUUGCUUUGCGUAUGACCCCCUUUACCACUUAAACCUUCCUCCACAACCUCCAUUGAUCCCUGCUAAUGACUACUCAGGGUUCUUGCUUGGAAUUGAUACCAAUAUUACUACUCAAAGAGAUGAUGAUUCAAAUGUUGGGAAUGAGAUUAACAUUGAUAGCGGAAUCAUUGAGUUUAGCAAAGAGAUUAGGCGUAAAGGGAGAGGGAAGCGAAAGAACAGACCUUUUACAACAGAGCGUGAGCGAAGAUGUCACUUGAAUGAGCGGUACGAGGCUUUGAAACUGCUCAUUCCUAGCCCCAGUAAGGGAGAUAGAGCAUCAAUUCUUCAGGAUGGAAUCGAUUACAUCAACGAGUUACGCAGAAGAGUAAGCGAGCUUAAGUAUUUGGUAGAAAGAAAAAGAUAUGGUGGGAGACACCAGAACAAUGAGGUAGACAACAACAACUUGGAUGAUCAGAAUAAUGAAGAUGAUGUUGAUGAUGAAAACAUGAAUAAGAAGCCUGAGAGCGAUGUAACGGACCAAUGUUCAAGCAACAACUCGCUGAGAUGUUCAUGGCUGCAGAGGAAAUCAAAAGCAAGUGAAGUUGAUGUUAGGAUUGUUGAUGAUGAAGUAACAAUCAAAGUUGCCCAGAAGAAGAAGAUCAACUGUUUGUUACUCGUCUCCAAAGUACUUGAUCAUCUUCAGCUUGAGCUUCACCAUGUUGCAGGUGGACAGAUUGGUGAGCAUUACAGUUUCUUGUUCAACACCAAGAUAUACGAAGGAUCAACAAUAUAUGCAAGUGCAAUAGCAAACAGAGUGAUUGAAGUUGUGGAUAAACACUACAUGGCUUCUCUUCCCAUCAAUAACUAUUGAAUAUUAGGCUAACUUAAAUGUAUUUUCUGACCCUUUUUUAUUUUCUAAUCCAUGUUUACUCGUUUGCAAAACAAAAUAAAAACUCAUUUUGGAGCCAAAUUUAAGUUUUCUAGUUUGGAUAUUUUUUUAAUUAGUUUAAUGUAUUCCCUUGUGUUC
Molecule: messenger RNA, 1398 nt
Organism: Camelina sativa (false flax)
Lineage: Eukaryota; Viridiplantae; Streptophyta; Magnoliopsida; Brassicales; Brassicaceae
Source: RefSeq, a predicted model, not a curated record